Molecule: messenger RNA, 1527 nt
Organism: Symbiodinium natans
Lineage: Eukaryota; Dinophyceae; Suessiales; Symbiodiniaceae
Source: the annotation of a GenBank genome assembly
AUGUCCAGUGAGAAGCUGGAAGAGUGCCUUGGCGUUCCCACCGAGCGGCUUGAGUUCAGGGCACAGGAGGAAACGUCAGUGUCCGAUGUCGACCCUCCAGCUGAACACGCUGAGGAGGCGAUCGAGUCCCUGGUUGACCUCAUCGUGUCUAUGGAGGCCACGAGCCCGGACGUAGUUCGAGGCAUUCGGAUCCACAAGCUUUUGCGGCACGCGCCGUGGUACUGGUGGCAGGGGCAACUGCGAGAAAUGCACCAAUUCAGCGAGAGGGUCCUGCAGAUCGAUGAGUUUUGGUCCCACAGCUGGCGCCUUGCGGCUUGGACCAAGUAUUUGAAUGCCCUGUUUCUGAACAACGCAUGGCCAGCUUGCGUCGUCAGCCUGGUCUGUUCCGGCAUCGCCUUCGCUCUUUUCCUGAUGGGAUGUCUGCCAGAAUGGACUCUUGGCCCGUUUCGUUGCAGCUGGUGCAGCUUUUCUGGCAUGGCGGCCUACUUCUUGACGCUGUUUCUUUGCCGUCGUCGGGUGCGUGCCUUCGUAGACAUCGCAUGCAUCAACCAGAAGGAGCCGGUGAAGAAGCUUGAGGGCCUCAUUAGCCUGGGUGCGAUCUUGAAGAAGUCGAAGCGGCUCCUGGUGCUCUAUGAUUCAACUUUCACAACGCGCUUGUGGUGCCUAUUUGAGCUAGGGGGCUACCUUUACAGUCGGGGCACCCCAGGACCAGCUUCAGCAGAGCCGGAGAUCAGAAUUUGCCCACCGCUGCUAGGACCGAUGUUGCUGGGAGUCCAGGCGCUCCUUGUUUUGAGUCUUCUUCUGCUACACAUGGGAAAGGCCUUGCUUCAGUAUCAGCUGGUUGUGCUUCCUUGCCUAGCCCUCAUCGCAACCCCCCUGGCGCAUGGAAUGAGGGCGUACUGGCGAGGCAUCGACGCCAUGCAGCAGCAAGUCGCACGCUUCUCCUUUGCCAAGGCGUCUUGCGACUGCUGUACGAGAGGACACCCGGGGGGGCGCUCGUGUGAUCGAGUCAUCCUUGCGAAGAGCAUCACGGCUUGGUUUGGGUCCAUCGAGGCAUUUGAGGCCAAUGUGCAAACCGAGGUCAGGAUGGCUCUUGUCCGGCAGCUUACGAACGAAGCCUUCACAUACGAUCGCUUGGUACAGGCGGCUGUGCCUCUCCUCUGGAUGCAGCUCGAUGUGAGCGCGAGCCACUCUGGAGAUUGGACCGUCUGGACUCGGUGGGUUGAGCUCAGUAGGGCAGCUACGCAUGUCUUUGCCAUCUGCCCCAGCUGGCUCAAACUUUUGUGCUUCGUGACUUUGAAGCUUCGUGCUCAGAAUUGUCGAGUGCCAAUGGACAUCGUCAUGUCCCUCGUCAUUGUGGUUCUUGGGUCGGCGAUCUAUCUCGGGUGUAGCACCCUGGAAGAAUAUCUCGUGUGGUUUCUGAUCCCUACCCAGCCGUACGGGCCUGUCUUCGGAAGUGUGAUCUCUGUGAGCACAUUUUCCGUCAUCGCUCUGGUCGCGUGGCGGUGUUUGCCUGAGUUUCGCUGA